AGAACAUGGCGGAAGCGGAGUGAGGGUUUCCUACGCCAAGCGGGUGCGCUUCCCUCUAUGGCGGAGGUUGGGUGGAAGGAUCAUUCCACAGCUAUGGAGAAUGAACCAAGCACAACAGUAUCUUCCACAUGCACAACCACCAUCACUACUACGUCAUCUCCUUCUCGUACACAGCCACCGCAGAUAUCUGUCUAUAGUGGUGCUGACCGACAUGCUGUGCAGGUUAUUCAGCAGGCCUUGCAUCGCCCCCCUAGCUCUGCAGCACAAUACCUUCAGCAGAUGUAUGCAGCUCAGCAGCAGCACCUGAUGUUACAGACCGCAGCUUUGCAACAGCAGCAUUUGAGCAGCACUCAGUUCCAGAGCCUGGCCAGUGUUCCACAGGCAAACCUGUCAGGUGGGAGGCAGUGUGCAUCCCCCAAUGGCAGUGUCACUCAACAGUCAAGUAUGUCAGAGACCUCGAUUAAUCUUUCUGCUUCUCCUACACCUGCGCAGCUAAUAAGCCGUUCACAGACCUCGAACAGUAGCAGCAGCAGCCUGACCCAACAGACCAUGUUACUGGGGAGCACGUCCCCUACCCUGACGGCAAGCCAAGCUCAGAUGUACCUACGAGCUCAAAUGCUGAUUUUUACACCUGCUACCACUGUGGCGGCUGUCCAGUCUGACAUCCCUGUUGUCUCGUCAUCAUCUUCGUUCCCCUGUCAGUCUGCAGCUACUCAGGUCCAGAAUUUGACACUGCGCAGCCAGAAGUUGGGUGUGUUGUCUAGUUCACAGAAUGGCUCGCCAAAAAGCAGCAGUCAAGCCCAGACAUUAGCUGUGUGUCCUAAUAAACCUAUAACCAGUACCAAAGCCAGCCAGUCAGACCCUCUAGAAAGUAAAAGAAAAGGAGACAGCCCAACCACAGAGCCUCGAAGUCCAGCUGUUACACGAACAUCAAGUAUUCAUCAGCUCAUAGCACCAGCUUCAUAUUCUCCAGUUCAGCCUCAUUCUCUGUUAAAGCAUCAGCCACCCCCUGUUCAUUCCCCACCUUCAAAAAUUUCCCACCAUCAGCUGAUUUUCCAACAGCAGCAAGUUCAACCAAUCACACUCCAGCUUCCUCCCAAUCAGGAACCAUCUCCAACGCCACACUGUGUACCACUCCACGGCCAUGCUCUUCCUCCACCUCCCAGCGGUGCCCCAUCCCAGCAUUGUACAUCUGUUCAGAUCCAUCCUCCCCCUCCUACACUAUCUCCAACUCCAUCCCAGUCCUCGCAGCAAUCAGUGGUGGUAUCUCCUCCACCACCUCCUUCGCCAAGUCAGUCACCUACCAUUAUUAUCCACCCCCAAGCUCUUAUUCAAUCACAGUCACAUCCUCUAGCAUCAUCAGCACUUCAGUCUGAGCAGAAUCCAGCACAGGCCAGUGAUAAUUCAACAGAAGCAGUAUCGCAGCCAGUUAAUCUUCCACCCCAACUCCCAUCUUCCCCAGCAGCACACAUUGGACCAGCAGAUCAGCCUGCAGUGGUGUCUACAAGCCACCAGAUAACGUCGCCAACACCUCACCAGCAGUAUCCAGUUUUGCAGCCCACUCCAGUUCCAGUUGCAACUUCACCACGGCUGUCAACAUCUCCGACCCAUAAUCAACCACUCCCUCUUCCACCUGUUCAGUCUUUACAACCCGAAAUUUUGUCCCAGGGUCAGGUUUUGGUGCAGAAUACAUUGGUUUCUGAGGAGGAGCUACCUGCUGCUGAAGCUUUGGUCCAGCUGCCAUUUCAGACGCUCCCUCCUCCCCAGACAGUUGCAGUAAACCUUCAAGUACAACCAUCAGUACCUGUUGAGACCCCAGUGAUUUAUCAAGUAGAGGAUAUGUGUGAGGAAGAGAUGCCAGAGGAAUCUGAAUGUGUCCGCAUGGCUAGGACCCCUACCCCACCAACCUUGUCACCACCAGCCAUCACGUUACAAAACAGAGACGAUCUUACAUAUGAGGAGCCUUUUUCAGAACAAGAGGGACAUUCUUCAGUGGCCUCAUCAGUCAGCGCUUCUGUAAUUAAAUCACCAUCAGACCCUUCACAUGCCUCUAUUCCACCACCACCUCUUUUGCUUCCAGCAGUCGCCACAAGGAGUAACAGCGCAUCAAUGGCUAAUAGGAACCCUAGCAUAGAAAACAAACUUCCACAGGCUAUCGUUAAGCCACAAAUCCUGACCCAUGUUAUUGAGGGCUUUGUGAUCCAAGAGGGGUUAGAACCAUUUCCUGUAAGUUGUUCAUCCCUUCUGAUCGAGCAGCCUGCAAAAAAAAGACUCCUGGUGGAGGGCCAGGUGAUGAAUGUUAUGUGCGUUGAACCAGAGCUACAAAACAAUGCAAAACAUGCAGAUAAUUCCUCUGAUACAGAGGUGGAGGACAUGAUUACUGAAGAGGGACUAGAUGAGAUGGAAACUGAUCUCCUCAAGUGCGAGUUUUGUGGGAAAAUGGGGUAUGCAAACAAGUUCCUGAGGUCAAAGCGGUUCUGCACCAUGUCCUGUGCCAAAAGGUAUUCUGCAUUACGACGGUACAAUGUCAGCUGCAGUAAAAAAUUCGGAUUAUACACAUCAGACAAAAGCAGUCGUUGGAGCCGGAGCCCAGAUAGCCAAAACCUAGGACGACGCGGGCGUCGGCCCAGCGGCUCUGAUGGAGCUUCAAGAGAUCACUUCCUUAGACAGCUUCCAAUUACUUAUCCAUCUGCAGAAGAAGACUUGGCUUCUCAGGAGGACAAUGUGCCAGUUGCCAUGACCACUCGCCUGCGAAGGCAAAGUGAGAGGGAAAGAGAGCGUGAACUUAGAGAGCUGAGAAUUAGGAAGAAGACAGACAACAUGGAUUUGUUACCAGCGGUGCAAUCUGAUCCAUCCCUAUGGACAGUUGAAGAUGUUUGGGCCUUCAUACGUUCUUUGCCUGGCUGUCAGGAUAUUGCGGAUGAAUUUCGAGCCCAGGAGAUUGAUGGACAGGCUCUUCUGUUGUUAAAAGAGGAUCAUCUCAUGAGCGCAAUGAAUAUUAAGCUAGGACCUGCGCUGAAAAUCUGUGCACGGAUCAACUCCUUAAAGGAAUCAUAGUGGAGAACUGAGGUUCAAACGACAGCUUCCACCAGAUGACAGACUUGUAAAGUAAUAAGUCAACAUCUUAACCAUUGAUGUGAUUAUUACUAUUGUGUUUUGCUAAGCAUCUUUUUCCACAUAAGAACUAUUGCAGUAGCCUAUAUAAUAUAAUCUAACAAACCUUCCAGUAAUUAUCCAGCUUAUCAAGUUGCAUAAGCUGUGUUGGCAAACUGGUGUAGUCAAAUGCAGGGUGAGGUAGAGUCAGUGAAAAGCUCUAUGAAGUGUAUGUAACAUCAUGUGGGUGAUGCUUAUUCCAAAAAGGCGAUUAUUUACCAUACAAGAUUUAAGCUUUUUUAAAAAAAAUACAACCUUGAUUACAGUUUUAAAUUGUGUUUCUGUACACUUUCUUUUUCCUUUGUAGAAAGCUUUUUAAGAAUACGGAUUAACAGAAGAGUCCACAGAGUCUGUGGAAACAUUGAUUAUGGUAAAAUGCUAUGCAUUUAAUUGUGCUCUUUGAGUUUCAAUUAAUCUUGAGCGUACAGUUUGAAGGGAUCUUGUAACUGACCGCCUCUUCUUUCAUAACCCUACAGCUCACCUGCCAUUAUAGUAUUUUCUUGAAGUGAGGAAGCUUUUUGUAAAACAUGUAAGGUGUUUUGCAAAUGCAGUAAGCCUUCCAUUAUUAAAACCUUUGGCCCCCUGAACUCCAUACUUUUCCAUGUCAGCAUAAAGCAGCACUCCUGUGUAUUAAUGCUUUUGGGGGUGGGGAAAGAAGACUUCCUUGAUAAAUAAGAUUGUACAAUAAGUCAAAUGCACAUAUUGAUAAAGCUGCUGAGAGCUAGAGUAUGAUACCCUUCCUAGAGAAUACAAAAAGCACAUACGUUAUGUUUUUUGUAUGCUUGCUAUGCACUGAAGAGGGCAUUAUGUUGUUAUCCUUCUAGUUUUUCUUGCUGCUAUGUGUCAUAAACCAACAGAGUUAAUGUACACCUGUCCAUUCACUAGCCUAGGAAAUCCAUUGUUGUCUUUGUGCUGUUGUACAGCUCUGAUUUCUCAAAUAGCUCUAAGGAGCAAAUUGAAUCUGCAGACAUUUCCUGUCCUUCUGUAGUUCUCUUGCCCCCCCCCCCUUCCUUGUUCUCCUCAGCAGAUAUUCUGCUGGAUGCUGCUAGGGCCAUGUGCUUCCCUCCUCCUUUUGAAUGAGCACUUUUUGAAACUGCAGUGACUUGAGCUCUGACAUUCUUCCUCCUGGCCCAGUGUUAUAAGAUGAAUAGGUUAUUCGUCUUCUAGCAAGGACCUCAAAAUCAACACCGCCAAAGUAUUAAGAGAGUGUGUCUAUUACAUCAGUUUCACAUAUUGCAUCAUACAUUCUGGACUCCACUGAAUUAACCUCCUUUAAUGACUUUGGCCCCAGUCCGUCAGAAACUGAGAAACUACACUGACAGGAACAAGACCACGAAAUUGCAUUUAAUUUCAGAGUAACUUGUACAGAAGAAAUUCCCAAUGGAUUGAGAUCACCAUGUAACUGAAUGUGAAUCAUAUUAUCCUCAGUAAUAUGAACCAAAGUUUUGUUCUUAUUCAUGAUUUGUUAGAAGUUUGGUCAACUUUUAAUUACUGUAUAAACGAAAAACACAGUAAGACAUCAGAAUUACAAUUCUAUCUUUUUGUUUUGACUUGAGUCCAGGGAACAAUAAAAGGAAGUUUUGAUCUGUCAUUUCAAAACAAAGGGGUAUUUGUUUGUGAAUUUCAACCUUAGUUGUUUAAUUGAGAGUAGUUUAGAAUUAGCAAAAGCUCUUAGAGUUGCAUGAUGGUCUGGAAUUUUGGAACACUUUCAAAAAGGUGUUUCUAGCUGUAAUAGUUAAUUGUUAAUGGAUUAAUCGUUGACAGGUUGUCAGAAGCUCAAAGUAAUCCAGUUCCUUACAGUUAAGGAAAACUAUCAAACGCUUAGAGAUGAACUGUGUGUGAGUGUGCGUAAGUUUUAAAAACAGGUAUUAUAAGGUGUUACAUCAUUGUCCAAUUCCUCAUUUUUACUGUAUACAGUCUGCACAUUGCAGGAACUUGCUGAUAUGCUGUAGAAUGUAAUGUGGCCAAAGCUGCCACCCAGUUGUGUGAAUGGGUUCUCAGCCUAGCAUGUGUUUAUGAGCAGCUGAUAAAGAUUCCUGCAGAUAGCUUUAGCCAAAGCACAACUGGAGGGAUUUGGAAUUUGGUACAUUUUAGCUGAGUCGUUGGAGGAUGGAUGGAAUGUCAUCGUUUAGGUCAGUUUCUAUCACAUGUACUUCAAGGAGACUUAAGACUGCAAUCCAAUGCACACUUACUUGGGAGCAAAUCCCAUGGAAUGCAUUGGAUUUAUUUACUUCUCAGUAAACAUUUAAAAUAAAAAUAAUUAACUGCCAUGUACGUCAGGCUAAUUCUGUUUUCCAGUGGAUUUAUGUUAAAAUGUGUAAUCUGGAAGCUUCAAACCUGGAGCUUUCCUGCCUCCUCUAAUUAUAAAUGGAGCACAAAUUCAUAAUGUGGCAAGCAUUUUAUAUAAAUUACACCAAUCACUCAUAGUUUGCUAGCUGUGCAGUGUAUAGGUUCACAGUGAUUUCCUGAUAAAGACUUUAGUAUUUUUCUUAAGUAGUAUAUCAGGGUCUUGCACCCCUUAAGAUAACUAGUAAGAAAAGAAGCACAAAAGAGUGUAUUCGAAAAAGAACUGUCUGUCAUGGUAGCUUCCCCAUCACAUAAGAUAGGAAUCAGCUCCACCAAGAACCCGAGUGUGCUUGCAUUGGGCCUCUCACUUGGACAAGCGUAUUCUCCUGUUGCUCAGGCUUUGGCAGUGGCAGCUUGUUUACCACCAGACUAGUGUAGUGCCAGGCUGCUGCAAGGCUCAUCUCUUGCACUUCAUGCUCUGCAGAAGCAGCUGAGUAUAGCCUCCAGGCUGCUACAUACUGGGGUCAGAUAACAGAGAUAGUCGAGGCAAGCUGUGUGAAGGGAGGAUGCCCCUUCUUCCUGGUGCAGAUUGCAUCUGAAAGGGACCCAGAAGGCAAUCAGUUAUUCUGUCUUCUCUUGGCUUCAUAGUCUCCUUUACUGUGUGUCUGGCUGCACUGGGCGGGUGCACUGUGCUGGAAAUGCAGUAUAUGAAAUCAGAAGUCAGUCCGAUGUGACUUUUGCAAAAGCAAGAUGUCCAAGAUUUUGAUGGCCAGAAUUAGCUUCUCUUUCAUUUGUUCUGCUUGCCUCCAAGUGUUAUCUCAGAUGAUAAAACCACCCUUUUAUUCAUUACAGUGGUUAUAUUGUAAGGAGACCUAGGGUAUUAUGUGAAUGCAUUUUACUGUGUGGAGCAUUAGAGCAAGCAGUUGAGCAUUUAGGGCUUCUUUCCCCCCCUCAAAAUAAGUAAAGCACCUUCUCUGCAGAUAUUCUGGGAGCUGCUAGUAGAGAAUAGGAGAUGCACAGGAAAUAAAUGCACAAGAUAUGUUUGUGGACUCUGGUAAUUGGGUUAGCACAGCUAACCAAGAUAAGCACAUUAUUUUGCUUGCUAGCUCUCUUGUGUUGCCUUAUCCCGCGAUCUAUUCUCAAUUGUACAUCUUGUGUUCAAGUAUACUUGAAUACCAGUGUGCAAAAUGUAUAGAGUUGGGUCUCAGAUAUCAGCUUCUACCUUCAGUAUACCCCAAGUUGCACUGUAAUCCAUCUGAGGAUGUUGUGGUGUGAAGUUGCACUGAGACAACAUGAAAUCCAGCUCUGCAACCCACUGGCAUUCACCAUACACAUAGCAGCAGCCUGCUGGCUACAUCAGUAUUAUAACAUCUCCAUCUCUGGCUCAUAUUGGCUUCAAUUCAUUGGUUGCUGUUUUCAUAGUUAUUACAGUAAUUAUGUGGUCAAGUGACUACAUUUGUUAGAUAUUAUGGAUAAGAGUUGUAGUUGGGUGGCACCUCAACACCAGCUUCAUGUACUGCUGGCUGACUAGAAGUCGACUGAGGAAAUUGGGAAUGGGAGGAUUACAAAGUUAUGGAAGAACUUACACAGCUAUCCUGGACAAUUUAUCACUUGAUCUGAACCCCAUUUGGUGCCCCCCAAGUCUGUCAUAUGGACUGUAAGUAUCAGCAUAUUCCCCCUCUGAUCUAAAUAUAGGUACAGCAUGCACUAGAUCUGCCCAUCUGACAUUUUUUUAAAAAAUGCCUUCAUUGGGAAGACCUUAGUCUCCUACAGGAUGGCUGUCUUCUAUACACCAGGCUAAAGAUAGUUUAGGAAAGAAAGGCAGUCUGGGGUAGCAACCGUCACCUCCCACCGCUAGGUAUUUAAUGAUGCUUAUUCAGCUUAUGGAUGUAAAACAACUACUGAGAUUUAGCAAAAAAGACCCCUACCUCCAAAAAUGUGUAAUGAAAAUAUAAGUAAAGAACCAUUAUAUACGAAGAUGUGGUUGUGAUGUGGUUGUGAGAGAAGACAUGUGGCCCACUACCCCAGCCCACUGUUUUCUGUGUUUAAAACAAUAUUGAGAAAUCUAGACCAUGAGCCAGAGAGGAGUUUAAGUACCAUUCUAACAAUGGUACUGAGUUUGCCUGUUUUUGCACUUGAGUCUCAGUGGUCUUAGGCCCACUUUAAUUUCUUUGAAUUGUACCCCAGUGAUGAUAAAAUUAAGGGAUUAUUCCCAGCAAAGACAAAUUCUAACCUAAUACUCUCUCCCCCCACCCUGCCUUCUUUGGCCUUCAAUUCUAAAUGCAUUGUGCACCCAAAUUUCUUGUUCUUUUUCGUCUCCUAAGUAUAUCCACAGAUUUAUUUGGCAAUUCUAGCUGCAUGAA
Molecule: messenger RNA, 7802 nt
Organism: Eublepharis macularius
Lineage: Eukaryota; Metazoa; Chordata; Lepidosauria; Squamata; Eublepharidae
Gene: PHC3
Product: polyhomeotic homolog 3
Exons: 15
Coding region: 58-3057 (999 amino acids)
Cellular component (GO): PRC1 complex; nucleus
Molecular function (GO): zinc ion binding; protein binding
Source: RefSeq, a predicted model, not a curated record